This is a messenger RNA of Perognathus longimembris pacificus (Pacific pocket mouse), 1364 nucleotides long. It is a transcript of the gene Nxph4, whose product is annotated as neurexophilin 4. NCBI's taxonomy places the organism in Eukaryota, Metazoa, Chordata, Mammalia, Rodentia, Heteromyidae. The transcript has 2 exons. The coding region runs from base 1 to 927 and encodes 308 amino acids. The record is from RefSeq and is a predicted model, not a curated record. Gene Ontology annotation, molecular function: signaling receptor binding.
AUGCGGCUGCUCCCGGAAUGGUUCUUCUUGCUCUUUGGCCCGUGGCUCCUCAGGAAGGCUGUCGGUGGCCAGAUAGCGGAGUCUGGAAGAUCGCAGUACCUGGAGCUGCGCUCCGCCCCGUCCGGAGGGGGCGCCCCUGGCCACCGCCUUCCAGCGCCCCGCGCUCCCGAGGGCCUGGGCACCGCGCGCGCCUGGACCUGGGCCUGGCCCGCUAACCACACGGGGGCGCUGGCCAAGGCAGGGACGGCGGGGGAGCUGCCGGCGCAGCGCACCAAGAGGAAGCCGUCCAUCAAGGCCGCCCGCGCCAAAAAGAUCUUCGGUUGGGGGGACUUUUACUUUCGGGUGCAUACCCUCAAGUUCUCGCUGCUGGUGACCGGCAAGAUCGUGGAUCACGUGAACGGCACCUUCAGUGUGUAUUUCCGUCACAAUUCCUCCAGCCUGGGCAACCUCAGUGUCAGUAUCGUGCCGCCCUCCAAGCGGGUGGAGUUCGGGGGCGUGUGGCUGCCCGGGCCUGCCCCCCACCCUCUGCAAUCUACGCUGGCCCUGGAGGGAGUUCUACCUGGGCUGGGACCCCCUUUGGGGAUGGCGGCCGCGGCGACGGGGCCGGGGCUUGGGGGUACUCUUGGGGGGGCACUGGCAGGUUCGCUCGGGGGCGCACUGGGAGUGCCCGGGGCCAAAGAAUCCCGAGCUUUCAAUUGCCACGUGGAGUAUGAGAAGACAAACCGAGCCCGCAAGCACCGCCCGUGCCUGUACGACCCGUCUCAGGUGUGCUUCACGGAGCACACUCAGAGCCAGGCCGCCUGGCUCUGUGCCAAACCCUUCAAAGUCAUCUGUAUCUUCGUCUCCUUCCUCAGCUUUGACUACAAACUGGUGCAGAAGGUGUGCCCAGACUAUAACUUCCAGAGCGAGCACCCCUACUUUGGAUAGCGCCCCUUGCCCAGGCCCUGAGCUUUCCCCCACCAGAUCCCCACCUCACUAGGUGGGGCCCCUCCCUGUUACCCCAUCGCCCCUGUGGCUUGUGUCCACUCCUUCGGUUUGGCGGAAGGGCACAGACCUCCUGGGACUCUCAGCCCAGGUGGUUCCCCUUUUCCUUAUGGGGAGUGCCCAAGAAGCUGGGAUAGUCCUCCCAGGAAAGAGUGCAGCCCCAGAGUAGACGAGGCUUGGAGGCUGUCCCAAGGUAAUCUAUGUCCACACUGGAUCCCUUUUUUGUGCCCAAUGCUGGGCAGGGCAUUCCCUUUGCCCUCAGCUUUAAUGAUGCCUGGCCCUGGUACCCUUAUCCUGCUCUGACUUUCUCUUCCCUUCCCCAAGUGCUUACCCCGCUCCUCCUGCUCCCCUCAUAAAGACUGCGAAGGCCUAAAAGCAUC